Molecule: messenger RNA, 3579 nt
Organism: Diceros bicornis minor
Lineage: Eukaryota; Metazoa; Chordata; Mammalia; Perissodactyla; Rhinocerotidae
Product: cationic amino acid transporter 3-like
Exons: 11
Coding region: 1323-3266 (647 amino acids)
Biological process (GO): transmembrane transport; amino acid transport
Cellular component (GO): plasma membrane
Molecular function (GO): amino acid transmembrane transporter activity
Source: RefSeq, a predicted model, not a curated record
GUACUUCAUAGAAGUGGAAUUAUAGAAUAUUUGUCUUUUGUGAUUGGUUUAUUUUACUUAGCAUAAUGUCUUCAAGGUUUGUCCGUGUUGUAGCAUGUGUCAGAAUUUCCUUCGUUUUUUAAAGCUAGAUAACAUUCCAUUGUAUGUAUACACCACAUUGUUUAUCCAUUCCUCUGUGGAUGGACAUUUGGGUUGCCUCCAUCUUUCAGCUAUGUGAGUAAUGCUGCUAUGAACAUGGGUGCACAAAUAUCUUUUGGAGACUCUACUUUCAAUUCUUUUGGGUAUACACCCAGAAGUGGAAUUGCUGGUUCAUUUGGUAAUUCUAUUUUUAAUUUUUUGAGGAGCUGCCAUACUUUAUCCGUAGCAGCUGUGCCAUUUUACAUUUUUGCUAACAGUGCACAAGAGUUCAUUGGCAGCAUUUGAGAAAGAAAACAGACCCAGAGAAGUAAAUGACUUGUUGAAAGGCACACAGCUAAGUGAUGGCGCCAAAAUUCUAAUCAGUUUCCUGGCUCUUGAAUCCUUGCUUUUAACCAAAAUGCUAAACUUGGACUUUCAUUAUGAGGGGCAGAAGCCCCCUGACAAUACUGGCUCAGCCUUGCCCUGUGGAGCAGUGUCGGUCUGGAGACAUUCCAUGCCCCCAAGGAGCAGGAAAUAGACUCCUGACAUUUCUGAUUCAGAAUGAAGAUUAGUCCUCCCUCCCUCCAGGCAAUUGGGAGGCCACUCUGGUUUGUUGCUUUGACCGAGCUGGGCUACAGUCUCUCCCUCCCUACAAAUCCCACCACAUUUCACCCCAGCUCUGAAUUCCAAUCCCAUUUCACUCUGCAGGCUAUGAAACACAAAGCUAUCAGGUUUCAGGAUCUUGGGCACUGAAAUGUGUGGAGUGUUAGCUGUCUGAUCGCCAAGUCCCAUAAAGAGUCUCUUCACACAUAUCAAGUAAGGCAGGGAGUAAUGAUGAUAAUUAUUUUCCUGUGGGAGGACACAGGAGGGAGGACAGAGUGGUAUGUAGCUUGUGCAAAAUCAGACAGCUGAAAUGUGGCAGAGCUGGAAUUGAACCUGGGUGAUUAGGCUCCAAAAAUUAGCACUCUCAUCCACUCAAUUCAUGUCAAUUAAACAGCUACUAUGUGCUAGGCACUAUGCUGGAAGCUUUUGCUUGCUUCUCUUCAAGCAACCCUUCCAGUAACUUUGAAAUGUAUUGAAUGUCUUACUUAAAUUUGAAGAAACCAAGGCUCAGAGGUGGAUGACUUACCCAAUAUCUUUACCAUUUCUCCGUGGAAUGGGUCUUAUGUCUGACUCCCAGGGCCAAGGGUGGGUGCACAUUCUUGAUGGCUGUCUUGUUUUCUCAGCAGAUCUUAGCCUCCUCUUGGACUCCAUCUAGGAUGCUGUGUCAGAAUGUUCACCAGUUUGGCCAGAAGCUGGUACGCAGGCGGCCCCUGAGGCCAAGGGAGGGGUCUGAGAGUCAACUGGCCCGUUGUCUGAACACCCUAGAUCUGGUGGCCUUGGGUGUGGGCAGCACCCUGGGAGCAGGCGUGUACAUCCUGGCUGGUGAAGUGGCCAAGGACAAGGCUGGACCGGCGAUCGUCCUCUGCUUCUUGGUGGCUGCCCUGUCUUCUGUGUUGUCUGGGCUCUGCUAUGCGGAGCUUGGGGCCCGGGUACCAUGCUCCGGCUCUGCAUAUCUCUACAGCUACGUCACAGUGGGACAACUGUGUGCCUUCAUCACUGGCUGGAACCUCAUACUGUCCUAUGUCAUCGGAGCCGCCAGUGUGGCCAGGGCCUGGAGCCGCACCUUCGACAGCCUGAUUGGGAAUCACAUUUCUCAGGUCCUGCAGGGAAGUUUCUCUCUGCAGGUGCCCCAUGUCUUGGCUGAGUACCCGGACUUUUUCGCGCUGGGCCUGGUGCUGCUGGUGACUGGACUACUCGUUUUGGGAGCUAGUGAGUCAGCCCUGGUUACCAAAAUGUUCACGGGCUUGAACCUUUUGGUUCUCAGCUUCAUCAUCCUCUCCGGCUUCAUUAAGGGAGAUCUGCACCACUGGCAGCUCACGGAACAGGACUACGAAUUGGCCAUAUCUGGAUCCAAUGACACGUCUAGCUUGGGCCCUCUGGGCUUUGGAGGGUUUUUCCCUUUUGGCUUUGCUGGGCUUCUCCGUGGAGCAGCUACAUGUUUCUACGCAUUUGUGGGCUUUGAUUGCAUCGCCACUACAGGGGAGGAAACCCGCAAUCCUCAGCGUGCCAUCCCCGUGGGCAUCGUGAUCUCACUCUUCAUCUGCUUUCUGGCAUAUUUUGGUGUCUCAGCGGCCCUCACCCUCAUGAUGCCCUACUACCAGAUUCAUCCUGAGAGCCCCUUGCCACAGGCUUUUCUCCACGUUGGAUGGGCCCCGGCCAGAUAUGUAGUGGCUGUUGGCACCCUCUGUGCUCUUUCAUCCAGCCUCCUGGGCGCCAUGUUCCCCAUGCCGCGGGUGAUCUACGCAAUGGCCGAUGACGGGCUCCUUUUCCGAGGACUUGCCCGGAUUCAUGCCCGCACACGCACCCCCAUCGUGGCCACCGUAGUUUCUGGAACUCUUGCAGCAUUGAUGGCAUUCCUCUUCGAGCUCAGUGACCUUGUGGACCUUAUGUCAAUUGGGACCCUGCUUGCUUACUCCCUGGUGGCCUUUUCUGUUCUUGUCGUCAGGUACCAGCCAGAACAGGAUUUAAGCAAGAAUGAGAAAACAGAGGUAGAAAUCAUUGAGAUAAAGCCUGAAUUUGAAGCAAGUUCUUUGGGAUCUAUACCUGAAGUAGGAACCUUCAAGACUCUAAAGAAACUGUGUAACCCUAUCAACACCAUCCCCACUCCGAAAUCUGGCCGGAUCGUCUAUGGAUGUGCCUUACUGCUUGCUCUCCUGCUGACGAUCCUGUGCCUGAUACUGGCCCAAUGGCCCAGCCAACUGUUCUCUGGAGAUCCAGUGUGUUCAAUAGCAACUGCGCUGCUGCUGCUGCUCAUUAUUCAGAUCACUUCCAUCAUUUGGAGACAGCCCCAGAACCCCACUCCUCUUCAGUUCAAGGUCCCUGCUCUGCCUGUCCUCCCACUGAUGAGCAUCUUUGUGAAUGUUUACUUGAUGAUGCAGAUGACCCCUGGGACCUGGGCCCGAUUUGGCGUCUGGAUGGUGAUUGGAUUUGCCAUAUACUUUGGAUAUGGGAUCAGACACAGCUUGGAGAAGAACAAUGAUCAACAGCCACCAGCUUUAAACUCCCAAGCUCUUGACAGAAACAUCCCUAGUGCUGAAUUAGUUUAACCACAGGAAAUGGAUGCUGGGUGGAAUCUCUCCAUACCCUGGAGGUGUCUUCUGGUUCAAGGGAAAGUUGGAGCCUCCGUGAGGCAUGAAGAUGGGAUGCCUUUAGAGCCCUGUAUUUAUUGUCAGUGGACAAAAUUCCGUAAUGUUGUAUGAUUUUUAAGUAAGCUUUUAAAAGCAUAAUACGCAUACAGAAAAGCUCAGGCUUCAUAAGUAUGCAGCAAGAUGAAUUUUCACAGAGAAAGGACAACAAUGUAACCAACAUCCAGAGAAAGAAAUAAAAUGACUUGCACAUAAGAAGCGCCUUCUUGUGCCU